AUGCUUCGAGGUCGGUCGCUAUCUGUGACAUCCCUAGGUGGGCUGCCUCGGUGGGAAGCCGGACUUCCUGUGGAGAAUUUACUGCUCUUUGAAGUCUCUUGGGAAGUGACCAAUAAAGUUGGUGGCAUCUAUACCGUGAUUCAGACAAAGGCCAAAACAACAGCAGAUGAAUGGGGAGACAACUAUUUUCUGAUUGGUCCAUAUUUUGAGCAUAAUAUGAAGACUCAGGUGGAACAGUGUGAACCUGUGAAUGAUGCUGUUAGAAGAGCCAUGGACGCGAUGAACAAACACGGUUGCCAGGUGCGCUUUGGAAGAUGGCUGAUAGAAGGGAGUCCUUACGUGGUUCUCUUUGACAUUGGCUAUUCGGCUUGGAACCUGGACAAGUGGAAAGGAGACCUCUGGGAAGCAUGCAACGUUGGCAUUCCUUAUCACGACCAGGAAGCCAAUGAUAUGCUGAUCUUUGGGUCAUUAACUGCCUGGUUCUUGAAAGAGGUGACGGACCAUGCUGACGGGAGACACGUCAUUGUCCAGUUCCAUGAAUGGCAAGCCGGGAUUGGACUGAUCCUUUCUCGAGCUCGGAAACUGCCCAUUGCUACAGUCUUUACCACCCACGCCACCCUGCUUGGGCGGUAUCUCUGUGCAGCUAACAUCGAUUUCUACAACCACCUUGAUAAGUUUAACAUAGACAAAGAGGCUGGGGAAAGGCAGAUUUAUCACCGGUAUUGCAUGGAGCGCGCUUCCGUCCAUUGUGCUCAUGUUUUCACCACAGUUUCUGAAAUUACAGCAAUUGAGGCAGAACACAUGCUGAAGAGAAAACCUGAUGUAGUUACUCCAAAUGGCUUGAACGUUAAGAAAUUUUCAGCUGUACAUGAGUUUCAAAAUCUCCAUGCUAUGUACAAGGCCAGGAUCCAAGAGUUUGUUCGAGGUCAUUUCUAUGGUCAUCUGGACUUUGAUCUUGAAAAAACGUUGUUCCUCUUCAUUGCUGGGAGGUAUGAGUUUUCAAACAAAGGAGCUGACAUCUUCUUAGAAUCCUUAUCCAGGUUAAACUUCCUGCUGAGGAUGCAUAAAAGUGACGUCACCGUGGUGGUGUUUUUCAUUAUGCCUGCCAAGACAAAUAAUUUCAAUGUGGAAACCCUGAAAGGCCAGGCAGUGCGCAAACAGCUAUGGGACACUGCACAUUCUGUGAAGGAAAAGUUUGGAAAGAAACUGUAUGAUGCAUUAUUAAGAGGAGAAAUUCCUGACAUGAACAAUAUUUUGGAUCGAGAUGAUCGGACAAUUAUGAAAAGAGCUAUCUUUUCAACUCAGCGGCAGUCUUUGCCCCCAGUGACCACUCACAACAUGAUUGAUGAUUCCACCGAUCCCAUCCUCAGCACCAUUAGACGUAUUGGGCUCUUCAAUAGCCGCACAGACAGAGUCAAGUUGAUUUUGCACCCAGAGUUCCUGUCCUCCACCAGCCCCUUGCUACCCAUGGAUUAUGAAGAGUUUGUCCGAGGUUGUCAUCUUGGAGUAUUUCCAUCAUACUAUGAACCUUGGGGUUAUACUCCAGCUGAAUGCACUGUGAUGGGCAUCCCCAGUGUGACCACCAAUCUCUCUGGCUUUGGCUGUUUCAUGCAGGAGCAUGUGGCUGACCCCACUGCAUACGGAAUUUACAUCGUUGACAGGCGGUUCCGCUCACCUGAUGAUUCUUGCAAUCAACUGACUCAGUUUCUCUACGGAUUUUGCAAACAGUCACGCCGCCAGAGGAUUAUUCAAAGGAAUCGAACCGAGAGGCUCUCAGAUCUUCUGGACUGGAGAUACUUAGGCAGAUAUUACCAGCAUGCCAGGCUCCUGACAUUAAGAAGAGCCUUUCCAGAAAAAUUCCACAUGGAACCCACAUCACCACCAACGACAGAAGGGUUUAAGUAUCCCAGGCCGCCCUCGGUACCACCUUCUCCGUCGGGAUCUCAGGCCUCCAGUCCUCAGAGCAGCGAUGCGGAGGAUGACGAUGAGGAUGAGAGAUACGACGAGGAGGAAGAGGCCGAAAGGGAUCGGUUAAAUAUCAAGUCGCCCUUUUCUCUGAGUCACGUUCCUCGCGGGAAGAAGAAGCAGCACGGAGAAUACAAGAACUGA
Messenger RNA from Budorcas taxicolor (takin), 2109 nucleotides. RefSeq names its product glycogen synthase 2 (gene GYS2). The record is from RefSeq and is a predicted model, not a curated record. Gene Ontology annotation, cellular component: cytoplasm. Lineage: Eukaryota; Metazoa; Chordata; Mammalia; Artiodactyla; Bovidae. The coding region runs from base 1 to 2109 and encodes 702 amino acids. Gene Ontology annotation, biological process: glycogen biosynthetic process. Gene Ontology annotation, molecular function: alpha-1,4-glucan glucosyltransferase (UDP-glucose donor) activity. The transcript is spliced from 16 exons.